Messenger RNA from Coregonus clupeaformis (lake whitefish), 1157 nucleotides. RefSeq lists its product as uncharacterized. The transcript is spliced from 6 exons. NCBI's taxonomy places the organism in Eukaryota, Metazoa, Chordata, Actinopteri, Salmoniformes, Salmonidae. The record is from RefSeq and is a predicted model, not a curated record. Bases 189 to 983 code for a protein of 264 amino acids.
UCUUGAAUAUUAUUUAUCUAGCUUUUUCCCCUUCUCUUGCUUGUUUUGUCAUUCAGCAUUAGGGAUGCACUUUUGUGAUUUGCAUGGUUAUAAAAGGCUGGGAAAUAAAUGUUGAGAACUUAAGAAGGGAAUAAUCUUGUAUUUUGAAUUAGUUUUAGAACGGACACAAAUCAUCGUUUUUUUCCACUAUGAUGUUAUCAUACCUAUCUUUCCUCAACUAUCUCUCUUUCCUCAACUAUCUCUCUCUUUCCUCAACUAUCUCUCUCUUUCCUCAACUAUCUCUCUCUUUCCUCAACUAUCAAGGGGACAAGGAGAACCAGACAAACACUUGGAUUACCAAGGAGAAGAAGCACCAGAUCUCAGUAAGCCUGAAAUUUGUGACCCUGACUGAAGUGGUUGAGCUGAGCUGCGAGUCCUCAGCCCUUGUAGAGGGUCAGCAGUGUUUGUUCCAUGUGGAUUCUGAAUUCAAGGAGCUUGGUCGCUCAAAUGCCAGCCACAACCACUGCUCCCUCCCAGUAAGGGGGUCAGAGCUGCUUGGGUGGAAGCACAGAGGGCUGUGGUCAAAGGUCACCGUCCACUGUCAUUACGAAGAGGAGGAGGGCAUCCACUCACCUCCCAGCAAAAAUGUCACGGUGGUUGUGUGGAACACAAACAUGCUGACUAAGUACAUCAUCGGAUGUAUGGCCCUGAUAGGAUUCAUAAUUCUACUUGCAGUAUUCAUAUUCUGCAUCACCUGUCUCCUCUCGCUGAAAGCAAAGAGGAACGGAUGCCUCGUCAUAACAAGUGACCAGACAUUGCAAGGAGACCCUACCCUAACAACAAGUGACACAACAAAUCCUGCAGAAUCUCCACAGGAAAAGGAGACAAUAGAGGAAGGUGAAGAUGAUUUGUGCUAUGCCACUGUGUCCCAUGCUGGUGCUCCUCCAUCCCACUCAGUCAAGUUUGAGCAAGGACAUGACUAUGCCACAGUGGUCAUACACUGACCAGCAUAUGCAGACCUGAAUGGACAUAAAAUGACUUCCAUGGAUAGACUUCUUGACUUUUACACCCCCAUUUCAAUUUUCUUUCCAAGAAAUCAAUUGCAUAAAUCAAUUUGCAAUGAUCUUUUGAUCAUCCAAUUUGUCACAUUAAGAGAACAAUAAAGUUUUUGUAUUCCA